Molecule: messenger RNA, 798 nt
Organism: Microstroma glucosiphilum
Lineage: Eukaryota; Fungi; Basidiomycota; Exobasidiomycetes; Microstromatales; Microstromataceae
Product: HAD-like protein
Exons: 8
Coding region: 1-798 (265 amino acids)
Molecular function (GO): phosphatase activity
Source: RefSeq, a predicted model, not a curated record
AUGGCAAUCGCAUAUAAGCCCGUCACGGCAGUCCUCUUCGACAUGGACGGCCUUCUCAUCGACUCAGAAGGCGUCUACACAAAAGUCGUCAACGAGGUUCUCAAGCCUUAUGGACUAGAGCAGGGCUGGGACCUGAAGAUGAAGCUGAUGGGCAUGCCCGAGAAGAAGGCUGUUGAGACUCUCCUGGCUAACUUCUGGCCACCCGAGAAGGAAGGGGAGAUAUUUGCUGCAGAAUGUCCCUUCACCAUCGAGUCCUUCCUGAGCCACCGGAAUAUGAAUCUUGACGAGGAAUUCAGCAAAGUCAAACCAAUGCCCGGAGCACAGAGACUCAUAGAUCAUCUUGCGAAGCACAACAUCCCAGUUUGCGUGGCUACUGGAUCCAAGACUCGCAAUUUCAAAAUCAAAUCGUCAGCCAAUCCGGACCUUUUCGCUCCUUUCAAAGGCAGGGCCAUCUGCGGUGAUGACGAACGCUUAAAGCGAGGCAAGCCCUUUGCAGAUGUCUUCCUCCUUGCCGCGAGAGAAGGACUUGGUGAGCCCUCAAAGUGGCAACCCAUCGUACGGGAGCCCGGGCCAGAGCAUGAUGGAACACUGAAGGGAGGAGAGGAGCAAUUCUUGGUCUUCGAGGACGCGACUGGAGGAGUGAAAGCCGCCAAAGCAGCUGGCAUGCAGGUCGUCUGGGUGCCGGAUCCGCAGCUGCGAGCCAUUGCAGAUGAGAAAGAGGUUGCUGCAACUCUAACAAUCAAUAGCCUAGAGGACUUCAGGCCCGAGCUAUUUGGCCUGCCGCCUUUCGAUAAUUGA